GGGCUGGCUUAGGCUAUGAACAACCAGCAAUUUUAUUUUUGCAAUACGUUUCAUUAUAUACUUUUCUGAAGCCAAAGUUGUUUACAACAGAUCAAUGUACUUAAGUUAAAGUAAGCAAGUUACGCCCACUAAGUUAAGCCCAGUAACUAAGUUAAUCCCAUUAAGUAGGUUACGCCCAGUAAGUAGGUUACUUUCAGUAAUUAGGUUACGCCCCAUAGAUCAAUGUAAGUAAGUUACAGUCACGCCCAGUAAGCUAUGGGAAGUAAGUUAGUUACACCCUGUAAGCUAUGGUAAGUAAGUUACAGUUACACCCAGUAAGUUACGGUAAGUAAGUUACCAAGUGUAAAUACUUAAGUUAAUAUUUUACAAUGAAGGUAACAAGGGUCCAAAAUGAACACAAUCAAGCAAUAAACCAUAAGAAGCCGAAAGUGGACACAUUGCCUUCCAAGUCCUCAUAUCCAUAAAGUAAUGUCUGUUAAUUAUUUAGAAAAACAUAGUCCCUCUCUCCGUUCCUGCUUUCCCUCAGCUCGACUCCUCCAACCAGGGAUCUGUGUCUGGGCUCAAGCUCACCGUAUGGCGAGGCCCAUUUCCCAGGGGCCUCACACUGGAGCGAUCCCCACAGAUUCCCUCAUAGUUCACUGCAGCCUUGAACUCUGGGCUCAAGAGAUCCUCCUGAGUAGCUGGGACUACCACACCUGGCUAGUUUAAAUAUAUAUAUGUAUAUAUAUAUAUGGUUUGGUAACAGAAAGAUUAAAGUUAUAAAUAUACAUAUGCAUGUAUAUUUUAGAGAUGGGGGUGUUGCACUAUCUUCCACAGGCUGGUCUCAAACUCCUGGCUUCAAGCAAUCCUCCUGCCUCAGCCGACUGAGUAGCUAGGACCGUAGGCAGCACCAGCAUGCCUGGAUAAUUUUUAAUUUUUUCGUAGUGACAGGGGUCGCUUUGUUGGCCAGGCUGGUCUUGAACUCCUGGCCUCAAGUUAUUAUUUGCUACUCAGCUUCCCAAAGUGGUGGGGUUUCAAGCAUGAGCCCCAGAGCCCAGCCUACUAUUUUAGCAAAGAGAAAACCUUGUAGGGAGCAGCAAACAAGCCAGUUUCCUGACCCCACAGCCUCCAGUAGUGAGCAGUCACACAAUGCUCACUCCUGGGUUACUUGACCUAUUACAUUAGCUGCCUGUGUAGCUAACUGCAAAAACUGUUCUAUCAGGAGAUGGAAGCUUUGGAGCCUUGUGUACUCAGCCAGAGCACACAGGGGUGCUCAGGCUCUCUCAACAAUAAACUGUAACAUCCCCUCCAAAAAGUCCUUCACGAUUAAGCCUGCCUUCUACUGUGUAUGAGUUUCAUGUCGGAAAUGCUCCAUUACAGAUAUGGGAAUAUAAUCAAUCCUUGUGACUUAGCCAGUCUGAUGAGUGAGACAUGACUUAUCUUCCUUGUAUUACUUUCCAUUUCUCUUGAGGUUGAAUACUUGACAAAUAUUUACUGAUAAUUUGUGAAACUGUUCUUUAAAAACCUAACUCCUCCCCGGGGAUUUCUCUUUCCAUGUUCCUGACUCAGGGGAAACAAAUAAAGGAAGAGCUCCGUUUAUCGUCGCUGUUGGCUGCGGUUCCCGCCUGAGUACUGUCUCUACUGCCAUUUCCCCUUCAACUUGUGCUGUGUGGACGCACACGAGUGUCAGGCAACGUGUGUUCCCGCCUGAAUACUGUCUCCUCUUGGUCUGUUCCGGGCUCCAAGAAGGCCAGGAGUCAAGACACGAGGGCAUUUCCUUUUUCUGAUACACAAGCCAAGUCCGGAGCACACAGUGGAGGAGUCAGAGGUGUCCUUCCGUGGCGCAGAUGAACGCAUCUGUUGUUCUCUUUCACUGCUGUCGCAGAGUCCCUCAGCCCAGUUCGCACCUGACGGCCGGCGUCUUUCAGAGACGAAGCAGCAAAGGGGACAUUCUCUGACCGUUCUCUAGGGUGCUUUAGCGCUCGAGCUCCGUGCGAGCCUGGCCGCGUCCCCUCCAAUAGACACGGACUUCACGGUGCAUCCCGACUCACAAGCGCGUGGUCUUCCAGCUUUCCCCCGACGGGCCCCCUCGCUGGUCCUGCCCCUGACCCCAAGGGGUGGCGCGGGGCGUCUCGGGGUGUCUUGGGCCCGCGGCGCGCACCCCGGGUCCCAGCGGCCCUCCCCGCCCGCGCGCGCAGCCAAUGGGCGCGGGACCCGCCCUCCCCGGAGCCCAGGGCUCGGAGCUCCGCCUGCGCCUAGUCCCAGCACCCGCGGCGCCGCGUCCCCGGCCCAGUCAUGGCGUCCUCGGCGGCCGGCUGCGUGGUGAUCGUUGGCAGUGGACUCAUUGGGCGAAGCUGGGCCAUGCUGUUUGCCAGUGGAGGCUUUGAAGUGAAACUCUAUGACAUUGAGCAACAGCAGAUAAGGAACGCCCUGGAAAACAUCAGGAAGGAGAUGAAGUCGCUGGAACAGGCAGGCUCUCUGAAAGGCUCCCUGAGUGUGGAAGAGCAGCUGUCACUCAUCAGUGGAUGUCCCAGUAUCCAAGAAGCAGUAGAGGGCGCCAUGCACAUUCAGGAAUGUGUUCCAGAAGACCUAGAACUGAAGAAGAAGAUUUUUGCUCAGUUAGAUUCCAUCGUUGAUGAUCGAGUGAUCUUAAGCAGUUCCACCUCUUGUCUCAUGCCUUCCAAGUUGUUUGCUGGCUUGGUCCAUGUGAAGCAGUGCAUCGUGGCUCAUCCUGUGAAUCCACCGUACUAUGUCCCGCUGGUUGAGCUGGUCCCCCACCCGGAGACGGCCCCUACGACAGUGGACAGAACCCACGCCCUGAUGAAGAAGAUUGGACAGUGCCCGGUGCGAGUCCAGAAGGAGGUGGACGGCUUUGUUCUCAACCGCCUGCAGUACGCAAUCAUCAGUGAGGCCUGGAGGAUGGUGGAGGAAGGAAUUGUGUCUCCUAGUGACCUGGACCUCGUCAUGUCAGAAGGGCUGGGCAUGCGGUAUGCGUUCAUUGGACCCCUGGAAACCAUGCAUCUCAAUGCGGAAGGUAUGUUAAACUACUGCGACAGAUACAGUGAAGGCAUGAAACGUGUCCUAAAGACUUUUGGACCCAUUCCAGAGUUUUCCAGGGCCACGGCUGAGAAGGUUAACCAGGGAAUGUGCUUGAAGGUCCCUGAUGACCCAGAACACUUAGCUGCCAGGAGGCAGUGGAGGGAUGAGUGCCUCAUGAGACUCGCCAAGUUGAAGAGUCGGGUGCAGCCCCAGUGAAUUUCUUGUAAUGCAGCUGCCACGCCUGUCAUUGGAGGCCCUAUUUGGGAACACUGGAAGCUCUUAAUCAGCCCACUGUGACACAGGAGCAGCCCACGGGGAUUCUGAGCUGGCUGUCUUGCAUGCAGCCCGAGUGCGGUGGUCCAGGCCAGUGGACCUGUCACUUUGGAUCAUAGCCCUGGGCUUGGGGGCACAGUAGCACUUGGGUUCUCCGGCUGUGGAUUUCCUGCCACCUGGGCAGAUAACUCAGAGAUUUUCACCUUUUCUUUUCAGUGUGAUUACAUAUGACUACAUUUUACCACCAGUGAUUAGAGUUUCAUGUGAAUACUUGAUAAAAUAUUUUUGUAAUUAUUUUCUAAUGAGUACUCUGCGGCCCUGCAUUUAUGAGGCUCCUGCCUUCAUUUUGCUAAUGCCUUUUCUGAAUAAAAGUUUUUGAUUCCUUAAA
Callithrix jacchus (white-tufted-ear marmoset) is the source of this 3679-nucleotide messenger RNA. RefSeq names its product crystallin lambda 1 (gene CRYL1). Gene Ontology annotation, molecular function: L-gulonate 3-dehydrogenase activity; NAD+ binding. The record is from RefSeq and is a predicted model, not a curated record. NCBI's taxonomy places the organism in Eukaryota, Metazoa, Chordata, Mammalia, Primates, Cebidae. Gene Ontology annotation, biological process: fatty acid metabolic process.